UUGAUAGAUGUCAACUUUUCGGUGAAAAAGGAAUUCCGUAUUAUUGCAAAAUAAUUAAUAAAUUCAAGAAUUUUUUUAGUUUUGGAAGUAAUAAAUCAUUAAAUGCGAUGAUUCGAGAAGAUGAUCCUCAGUUUCGUAUUACUCCGUUUCAACAAAUGGCUUCAGCAUGUUCCGGUGCCCUUAUAACCUCAUUAUUUAUGACACCUCUAGAUGUUGUUAAAAUAAGAUUACAAGCUCAGCAAAAGGCACUGUUGUCAAACAAAUGUUACCUGUACUGCAAUGGACUUAUGGAGCACCUUUGCCCUUGCGGCGAGACUGCGUGGAUUCCCCGACGAGUGCACUUCCAUGGUACAAUGGAUGCUUUCUACAAAAUAGCAAAAUUGGAAGGUGUGCCCGCAUUGUGGUCUGGUUUAAGCCCAACUUUAGUUUUGGCUCUGCCAUGCACUGUUAUUUACUUUGUAUCUUAUGAACAACUCAGAUACAGAAUGAAAACGUUUUACAACCAAAUGUCCGGAGACCUGUCUCAACCAAUGUGGAUACCCUUGAUAGCGGGGGCUACAGCCAGAAUGACAGCUGUGACUAUAGUCAGUCCAUUGGAAUUGAUUAGGACAAAAAUGCAGUCAAAGAACUUAACAUAUGCUGAAAUAACAUCUGCAUUGCGAGACGUAAUAAAAUAUGAAGGUCUUAGAGGUCUGUUUCGUGGAUUAGGAUCAACGCUUUUAAGGGAUGUACCAUUCUCAGGACUUUAUUGGACAACGUUUGAAUCAACAAAGAGAGUAUUUAAUAGGCCAGACUCUGAGAAGAACACAUUUUUAUUCAAUUUCUUCUGUGGAUCUGUUGCUGGCAGUAUUGCUGCAUUUGUGACUUUGCCAUUUGAUGUCGUCAAAACCCAUCAGCAAAUAGAGCUAGGUGAAAAAGAAAUUUAUACAGAUGGAAAGGUUCAACAGCGGGCUUCUAAUAUGCAGGAUAUUGCUAGAACCAUAUACCGUAAUCAUGGAGUAAAAGGAUUGUUCACGGGCUUACUACCUCGAAUAUUCAAGGUUGCCCCUGCAUGCGCGAUCAUGAUUGCCACAUUUGAAUAUGGGAAACAGUUCUUCCAAAAGUACAACACACAGAAAUAUAAGGAGAAAAUGCAAAGACAAGGAAUAGAAAUAGAAAUUAUUAAAAGCGAAUAGUUGUAUGUCCUUGCGCUCCUGAAGGCACCAAGAUAUUGUGUUGAUAGGAAAGACUAACAGUAGUGACUACUCAUGAUUCAAUAGUUCAGAAGCAAGAAAUGAACCAAGAAAAUGAAUGAUCAAAUAAUAUUAUUGUGAUAAAACUAGCAUAGCUAAUAGUCAAUACAGGAUGUUAUGCUUGCAAUUGAGAAUAAUGCAUAGAAACAUCUGUAAAUUGUUACCAAAUGAACUCUUAACUAACAAAAUAUAGGCAAUUCUGCAAUCAUGUUAGGAUUUAUUUAUAUUCAUUUUGUGAUAUUGUAGGAUAACAUUUCAGGCAUAAAAUAGCUUUUGAAAGUACUGUAUUUAUGUAGUACUUCUUACACAGCUAGUUCGGACCUGAAUACUGAUGAGUUUGUAUAUUAGUAUUUUAGACUAUAGUAGCAAAUUCUAGCUUAUAACAAUAAAACUGUUGUAUUUGUGCAUAAUGCCUAUUUAACAUGAUGUUAUUAGAUAUAUGGGUUAGUUUUGAUGAGU
Molecule: messenger RNA, 1691 nt
Organism: Ostrinia nubilalis (European corn borer)
Lineage: Eukaryota; Metazoa; Arthropoda; Insecta; Lepidoptera; Crambidae
Product: probable mitochondrial glutathione transporter SLC25A40
Exons: 10
Coding region: 108-1175 (355 amino acids)
Biological process (GO): mitochondrial transmembrane transport
Cellular component (GO): mitochondrion
Source: RefSeq, a predicted model, not a curated record